GCGGAAUCCGACAGGACUCGAGACAAACGUCAACGAUUCUCCGCCUUGACACAAACUCCUCGGUUGUUCGAAGGUUCUUCAGACGUUUCCUUAGGCUUCCCUCAAUACAUUUCGCUUUCCGAUAGGCUGCAAGAUUUGGAGCCCGAAAACCGUACGACUGGUCUUCUCAGCAAGAUGGCAAAUUUGCGAAGCACGCGCUUGGUGAGUGUGGGGCUGUUGGUUGCUGUGGAUUUCGUCCGUUGCGACGCUCCCGUCAGAUGGCAGCACCAGGCUGAGCCUCGAGCGAUGGGCUGCAACCAACGGCUCCAAACUGAUAUUUCUAUACGAACAAAUCGCACCUUAGCUGCUAUAGAUAUCUUCAAGGAAAACUUUUCUUGGCACAAGUUCCAUAUGGGAUGGGAUAAUGCCAGUGUCAUCAUGGACGCCAGUCGAGAUAAUGACUUCCUCCUGCUGUGCGAUGAAUCAGACGAGUGCUCUCGUGUCCUGCCCGUGGUUCCACUUUCUCCUUACAGCGUCCCUACAAAUGAGUCUCACGCGAGGCAGCUGAUGGCUGAAAUCUUGGAGUACUCACAGCAGUACGCCAUCGGCCUGGAGACCCUGUUUCUCGAUCAGUCUCUUCACGCGGACUCAUUCCUGCCUCACGUGAAUGAAAUCCACGGCGAGCUGGAGCUCCUCGUCAGCGGCAUCAUCUGGGGACUGAAACUGUGCCGGGUGCCUGUGCGGGAAACUACCCUCAGAGAUCUGAUGGAGAAAUCCUACGAAGGGGCCAGCAGGACACUCAGGGAUGAGAGGGCUUUUAGGACAGUCAGACAGUGCCAGUUGGGGCUUCAUUACAUCAGACAUUUUUUCUCACUGAAUGAAGCCCAUCCGCUGCUGAGAUGAUUGACUCACGUCACCCUCUUUCAGAGCAUAUGUCAUACAUAAAUAGAACUUUUUGAUGAAGGGGUAAAUGGUUCAUAUUUAUUCUGCUUAAGAGAAACUUGAUGUAUU
This is a messenger RNA of Macrobrachium nipponense, 990 nucleotides long. RefSeq lists its product as uncharacterized. Bases 175 to 882 code for a protein of 235 amino acids. Lineage: Eukaryota; Metazoa; Arthropoda; Malacostraca; Decapoda; Palaemonidae. The transcript is spliced from 3 exons. The record is from RefSeq and is a predicted model, not a curated record.